Messenger RNA from Marchantia polymorpha subsp. ruderalis, 2669 nucleotides. The record is from the annotation of a GenBank genome assembly. Lineage: Eukaryota; Viridiplantae; Streptophyta; Marchantiopsida; Marchantiales; Marchantiaceae.
GUUGCGCUACGAAGACGGAUGGUGCUUGUGGACAGCACGGGUACACACACACGGCGAUCCCUUGGCAACGUGUGUCCAGGUUCUUUCCAACACGGAGAUGCCCAGCCCCAAGUGGACCCUCCCCGUUUGCGUCGACGCAUUGUUCUGAAGGUGAGCUCCUGCCCCGCCCCGAUGCAUCUCUCUGCAUCCCAUUCCUCCGAUCGAUCGUCUUGUCGUUGUGCCGUCUGCUUCACUUGCCGGUUGAAUUGUUUUUCGAGGCUGCUCGUCGUGUGAUGCGGUGGAAAUUGAGGUCGAAUUCUCUUCUUCCGUUAGGGUUGGGGUCUUAUCGAUCGAUCUCUGUUCUCUGUCCUGCCGCUCUCGCUCGGGGAUUUAAUCGAGGAGAUCUUGUGGAUUUUUUAUCGUGAUGGUUGAAAGAGCUGCAGGCGAGCGGUGAUUUCGCCUGUUGGUAGAGCGGUGAGAGAGACGAUUUGAGGGAGAUGGGGAGCAUUCAGAGGUCGGCCAGGAGUGCGACCCGCGCAGCUCUGGCAUUGCACAAGUCGCACAGCAGCAAUGUUUCAGUAGCUGCGGUUCAGAGAGCUUUUAGUGCUCAGGCCAGCGCUCCACCUCCAACUCCCCCACCCGCAGCAACUCCUCCACCUCCGCCACCAGCUCCCGAGAAAACCCAUUUCGGGGGACUUUCGGAUGAGGAUCGCAUCUUCACCAAUGUUUAUGGGCGUCAUGAUCCAUUUCUGAAGGGUGCCAUGAAGCGUGGGGACUGGCAUCAAACGAAGGAGCUCGUGCAGAAGGGCACCGAUUGGAUCGUCGGUGAGAUGAAGAAGAGCGGUCUCAGAGGAAGAGGAGGUGCAGGAUUUCCGUCGGGUUUGAAGUGGUCUUUUAUGCCCAAAGUUUCUGAUGGUCGUCCUUCGUACUUAGUGGUGAACGCCGAUGAGAGUGAGCCUGGAACGUGCAAAGAUCGUGAGAUCAUGAGACACGAUCCACACAAGCUGAUUGAGGGAUGUUUGAUCGCGGGAGUAGGCAUGCGCGCUAGGGCUGGAUACAUUUAUAUCCGAGGAGAGUACGUCAACGAGAGGAACAAUCUGCAGAAGGCUCUUUCAGAGGCUUACGCAGCUGGAUUUUUGGGAAAGAAUGCUUGUGGUUCGGGAUACGAUUUUGAUUUGUACAUUCACUACGGUGCCGGAGCUUACAUCUGUGGAGAGGAGACUGCUCUUCUCGAGAGUUUAGAGGGGAAGCAGGGUAAGCCGAGGCUGAAACCUCCCUUCCCAGCGAACGCGGGUCUCUACGGAUGUCCCACUACCGUCACCAAUGUUGAGACAGUUGCUGUCGCACCAACAAUUUUGCGUAGAGGUCCCGAAUGGUUUGCUAGUUUUGGACGAAAGAACAAUGCAGGAACGAAGCUGUUUUGCGUCUCAGGACACGUGAACAAGCCUUGUACUGUGGAAGAGGAAAUGAGCAUAUCGUUGAGGGAGCUAAUUGAAAGGCACUGUGGUGGAGUGAGAGGUGGUUGGGACAAUUUGCUAGCUGUUAUCCCCGGAGGAUCGUCUGUACCGCUCCUCCCGAAGAAUAUCUGUGACGAUGUCCUCAUGGAUUUUGAUGCGCUGAAAGCAGUGCAAUCUGGUCUAGGAACUGCUGCCGUUAUUGUUAUGGAUAAGUCUACAGACGUUGUGGAUGCGAUUGCCCGACUUUCCUACUUCUACAAGCACGAGAGCUGCGGCCAGUGCACACCCUGCAGGGAAGGGUCUCCGUGGUUGUGGCACAUGAUGGAAAGGAUGAAAGUUGGAAACGCAAAGCUUGAGGAAAUUGACAAGCUGCAGGAAGUGACAAAGCAGAUUGAGGGCCAUACCAUCUGUGCGUUGGGUGAUGCUGCUGCAUGGCCUGUUCAAGGACUUAUUAGGCAUUUCAGGCCGGAGCUUGAAAGGAGAAUACGUGAGUAUGCCAAAAAGGACCAGGAAUUGUUUGAAGCCGCCGCUUGAUUGAGCAACUUGAGAAAAGCUCUCGCCAUCAACUAGAAGAGGAGUGGAGAAGUGCAAAUAAGUCAUCACCAUUUAUGACAGGAGGCUAUAUUCAGUCGGAACAUUUAUUCCUCCAGCCGGAGCUUUGGGCAAGUACAUAGAUUUGCUGUUUGUUGCCGGAAACCUGCUGAGCUGCGAUAAAAGCUCACCUUUCAAGUGACGCUGCAUAGCUGGACUGGAUUGGUGCAAACCAAUCAAUAAUUCGAGAACAUAUCUUCUUUCUAAAUUGAGAUUUUGAAGAUCCUGAUACCUACAGUGGGCAGAAUUAUGUAUGUCGCAAGAGUCUGAGCCUCCUUUGCUUCGUUUGCCAGAAUUAAAGUCCUCUGAGGUGACUUCGAUGCAUCGAGUUAUACUUUCAAAUCCUCUUGAAGACUUAGACUUUAGGCUUAUGCCAAAUCUCUUUGAUUCAACUGCUGAUUGACUUUUGAUUUCACUUCAUCGACUCCUUUUAACUACGCGGACACUAGUCAAUUUGGCCUUGAGUAGUCUUGUCUUGUUUUAAGAAUUGUAUGUCAUGGCUUCUAUUCUGUCAAAUGUACAGAUUUACUUGAACUCAAAAGGCACUGGGAAUGCUCCAGCUAGGCUCUGCAUUCUCUACAAUUUCAGGUGUUGUUAUUUCGUGUCCAGUAUCGCAUUGUAAGGCAAGUUCAUGAAUGCACC